Molecule: messenger RNA, 2277 nt
Organism: Lachancea meyersii CBS 8951
Lineage: Eukaryota; Fungi; Ascomycota; Saccharomycetes; Saccharomycetales; Saccharomycetaceae
Source: the annotation of a GenBank genome assembly
AUGGCUUUAGAACCACUCUCACUAUCCAAAGUGGCCAAGUCCCUGGAAACUAGCUCGAGCUAUGAAUUUCAGGUGAUAUUGAAAACUCUCACUUCGGCCAGAUAUGUCGACGAUAAGCUUCUCAAGUCAGAUUUGGCAGUUCUGGUUGCCAAAAUAUUGAAAUUGCUCCGCUCUAGUGAUGACUAUUUUGUUUGGAAGGGCUGUAAACUGUCAGACGUUUUGUGUGCUUACAAUGCAGUGGUACUCUGCUCUCAAGCCGGCCCUCUUCUUACAGCUCUUUUCGGCAAACUAGAGCCGAAAGCAGGCUUCUACCGCACUACUGUAUCCAGUCUUCAGGGCAAAACGGUUCUUUUUUCUCUAGUCAAAUCAGUGGAUAUUCUUCUCGACUUGAUUCGUGGGAAGCCAGCACUAACUCGUGAAGUUUUGACGCCUAGACUUCCAGCUAUCAUAGGCGUUUUGAUCAAUCUGUCUCAGUUCGAGCCGGCUUUGUGCUGCCCCGUUUUGAAGAAACUUCUCGUCAAAAACACCACCACGUUCCGUCCUCACAUCGGCAAAUAUAACAACGUCCUUGUUACUUUAAUUGUGAAGGACUACAAUCAUUUCGACAAGCGCACAAAAAGGCUGAUUCUCGAGAACUUUGCGCUGUUGAACUUGAUCAAACAGAAUACUGGUGUCAAAGAUGAGACUAUGCGUCACCACAAGGCGUUCCAGGAUGAACAGUGGAGACAGGGCAUGAUGAACGUCCUGUACAGUUUCAAGCCUGUCAUAAACCUGUGCGGCGAAAUACUCGAUUUCUCUGCUGACGAGGACAUGAAAACUCUCAUGAAUAAGCUGCCUUCCAGCAAAUCGGAAGAAAUGAAAGAAUUCUUACCACCAGUGAACGUGGAUUUGAACAAACCAAGCUCGCUCUGGGCAAUCGCCGAAAGACUUGACCUUUUGUGCGACCUUGUUGUUGCCUUCGUCACCCAACACACUCCAUUCCGCAUGAGAGUUCCUCUGGGCGGCGUCGUUGUCAUCGCAGAGGCUAUUCUAAGUUUGACCACUAACUAUCUGCCGUUGCAACGCUUGUUGCGUCGUGAUGCUGAACUUACAUCCACAAUUAGUGCUAUGCUUCCCACUCUACAGGCCAGCGGCGUUUCACUACUUGGUAGUAUGUCUCAGAUGUAUGGCAAGUCCUUACUUCCCUAUACACCAUCCGUCCUGGCCUCGUUGGAGUUCUUCAUACCAAUGAAGCAAGGAACCACGUCAAUUGACUUUGACAAAGUAGAUUCAUUGAAAGAUCAAUUCUUCGGCUUAUUCGCUAUUGUGGACAUUUUCCUAAGUCAUACAGGACAUUUAUUCAAUGAGACUACUUUAUUCACCAAACUUAUAGACAUUGCAUUGCAUAUGACAAGAGAUGCGGUACCCUUGAAGCAUCUCUACCAGAAACAGAACGCGACGUCAAAGGCUUCUUCACAAAAGUCCAAGAAAGCCGGUAAACAAAACACUGGAUCAAUGUCAGACGUAUAUUCACACCCACAUGCGUUCAUUGGCAAGUGCUCGCUGAGAAAGUAUGAUUCAUUGAACUGCUUUUUGACGAGAAUAGUUGUGAACCUGAAGCUUCAAUCCGCGCAUCAAAUUAAAAUAACGAACUAUGCAAUCACGACGACUUUGAGAGUUCAAAAAGAGGUCGGCUUUCUGCCGGAAUCGUUUGUUCACCUACUUCGCGCUCUGGUUAUGCACCCUGGUUAUGAAAAGAUUUCAAUUCUUCCUAUAGCAGUUACUCUGCUUAAGGGUCAAGGUGACGAAGUUUUCGAGGUCUUCUGCAACCCACGGUUGCCAGUUGCUCCAGUCCAGUCAGUUUUGAGACAAGAAGAACCAGAACUAUCUCUCGAAAACAAUGAAGAGAACAUGGUUUUGGAGGGUACUUUUGGCGAAAAUGGUGAGGUGGGGCAUAAGAUUUCCCAUGCAACUAUUGAGGGGGAGACUAAGAGCUCAGAAAACUUGGAGUCGCCAUCCAUUUCUUUGCCCACCAAUUUUGAACAGGUGUCUAAAGAAGAACCUGAGAAGCUUAUGCGCAAAAGAGUCGUGGAUGAUCAUGAUCAGAUUGCCAUUUUCGAGACCAAAAUUCGUAAAACAGUGGAAACGACCAAAACUGAGACGCCUGAAACCCGAUAUAUUCCAGUGGAGAUUAUUGAAGAGAAGCAAUCAACCGUUGAAGUUCACGAGAGCGAAAAGGACGAUGACUCUGACUUCGAAAUACCGGAAAUUCAUCUCAGCGACGACGACGAAGAGUAA